This is a messenger RNA of Magallana angulata, 4255 nucleotides long. RefSeq lists its product as uncharacterized. The coding region runs from base 94 to 2907 and encodes 937 amino acids. NCBI's taxonomy places the organism in Eukaryota, Metazoa, Mollusca, Bivalvia, Ostreida, Ostreidae. The record is from RefSeq and is a predicted model, not a curated record. The transcript has 13 exons.
UUUAGUCAAAGAAGUUAGGAUUCAGUCUAACUUGUGACUGAUACGAGGAAAAAAGUAAACAGCAAAAGCAUCGGAGAUGGAUGAAACGAGACAAUGACAGAGUCCAAGAAAUCCAAGGACGUGUACACGAUUCGGGACGUCACGCAUGACAGCAUCGUCACGGUUCACGGACGAGGACAAACCUAUCUCAUAGGUCUUGGGGUGGAUGGAAACCUCCGUGUUGUUCCUACCCAGGAGACAACUGCGCCUGGGGUGUGUGUGACCUUGCUACAACUCACCAUUGCCGACAAUGGAGGGAUGGUCCUCGCACCGAUCAACCUUGACCUCAUGUGUACAAUUAAUGGGGAGGACCUUGCAGGGGAAAUUAACCUAAUAAGUGGGGUUCCUAUAGAAGUGGCUGACCGGACGCUGAGGAUUUACCAGGGUGGCGUCCCUGGUCGUAAGCUUCCCCUCACCCCGGGGCUGGCAGUGAAGGCCUCACCCCCACCCAAACCCGGGCGAGACCAGGAACCAUCAACCAAGGAGACCCCUCCUCACGGAGAAAGGAGCCACCUCCCCCCUAUAGACCCAGAACUCCUCACCGACAUCAAGUCAACAGACAAGCUGGCAAAUCUAGCAGGAAGUUUUUUGACCAAACAAAUUAACCAGUACACUGACACCAAGCUAUCGGCAGCCAUUACUGAUCAGAUUUUCACCUUUCUUCAGGAGGUAGCCGGAUACCAGCGAGCCAUUAUUGUGGCAUACAUUCUCGAGAUAUCUCAGAGCCUGGAAGAGAUGCCUGAGUCAGAACGAGAUCGUCCCCUACACAAGCCUUCCGUCAGACUGCUGGUCGAGCUUCUCAGGCAGAUCAUGGACCCACUGUCUCAUGUUGUGCUAUGUCUGCAGCUGUUGCGGACUUUCAGCCAUUUUCCUGAUAACCUGGUCGUCAUGGUGAACUGUCAGGCCACGCCCGCUAUACUGGGGUGUAUGGCCGUGUACCCAGAGGUCACCGAGAUACAGCAGUACGGGCUGGACAUCCUGGCCAAGAUAGCCACCUACCGACCAAAGCCCGGGGAGAAGAUACCCCUGAGAGAGACGGCCCUGGAGAUGAUCCUUCGCUCCAUACAGCACCACAAGAAGAGCGUCCUGAUUGUCCCCCCGGGCUGCCGAACCCUGGUCAACCUCACCUCUAGUCUGCAGGAAAACCUGGACAACUUCCUGUCCACAGACUUGGGUUCAUUCCCAGAGGUGGAGGAGGCUAUUGAGAAGUACGACAAUCUGCUGCGCCACAUCUUCCAGCACGCUAUCCCUGUGGUACAGUCUGUUCUACAGGAAUACCCCAGUAACCUCGACGUCAAAACAGAGGGGAGGCGAUUCUUCUAUAACUACUCCAGAAUGACACAAUUCACAAAUAAGAAAAAGUUGCGGGUCGACUUUGGCUCGGCCAUCACCGAACCUGCCCACUCAUUCACCGAGACAUUGACCACGCCCACAAUGUUUGUAUCCAAUCAGAACCAAGAAGAGGUCACCCAAGGAAUUCUCAGGGAUCCAAAGCAGAAGAAGUACACCGACAUGCUGGACCGCAAGGUUCACUUCCCCGACGACGUGGGACCCCUGGACUCUCUGACCAGCUCAGAGGACGAGGACGACCCUGACCUUGUGACUCCGUUGGUAGAGCCCAAGUUGGUUGUCAAGGAAACAGUUGUGUUGAGUGAGGAUGCGGCGGAGGCACUGAGGAGGGGGGUGGAUGCGGAGGAGGAGAGGGACCCACAGUUCAGUGUGGGGGUACCACAAGAUGAAAUCGACCCUCCAGAUCCACUCACUGACCGGGGGGCGGGGGACAGGUUUACCUCAGAAAUGGUCAUUAAUCUGGGUCCACAAGGAGACAUAGAAGAUGUGACCGCCAAGUGUGGAGGGACAAGUAUCACCAUAGAAACCAACCCCUCCCCCACCAGCCCGGUGUCAAUAUUCUGUCCAACAUUGAGCUGCAAUGGUCACGUACGUAACUCUGACCCCAUUUGUCAGGAGGAGGGACACAAUACUCACAUGGUAAGGCAUAAUCCCAGAGACAUGCUGUAUGAAGACUGUGACAGUGUGAAAAAAGUGAAAAAUGUCAACUCGAACCAAGAACCGGUUCAGUUGAACCAUGGAAAUGACAAGAAUGAAGGUUGUGAAGACUGUGGGGGGUUGGGUCAGGGGUCAAAGGUAAAAGACACUCAGCCAAAAACAUCGCCGCAUUCAGCAAAACCACAUGUAUUAUCUUCUUUAUCAGAAGAUGAUGAAGAGGAGGAAGAUUACAUUCCAAUGAACUUUCCUCAGAUGGACCUCAAAGGCGGACCCUUGGGGGAGGAGGAGGUCCGCCUGAGGAAGGACCACCUGACCCCAGACACAGAGGAGCUGAGGUACUCAGUGUCCGAUGUCUCCCUGUGUACCAAGGUCAUCAGAGUACAGGUCAGUCAUUACAUCAGCUCUCUUGUGUUUGGAGGUGAAGAUGCUCAGGCCCUGUCUGUCAUAGACAAGCCACUGUACACACUCCUUGCCACCUCAGAGGCUCCAAAGGGACUCCUGAACUAUACCAAGUCACAGUUUGAAGACAGUAAAACUUUGAUGGACAUCGACACAGCGUUCCUGAUCAGUGUGAUUGAUGCCAUCAGAUAUAGGUCCCUGUUCCAUGACCUUGUCCAAAAGAGUGUCACUGAGGUCAUGAACUGUAUGUUUGGCCGGUACAGCAGGGACGUACUCAGGUUCACUGUCAUCUGUCUUAUGUCGCUGUUUGAGAACGAGCGACUCCGCUCUCUCCUCGCCGAGCGAACUUUCCUGACUGAAGUUAUGGAGAUAAUGACAAAGUUGUGCAGUGCUCUGCAGAAGGACAUUCCAACAAUCCAAGAACUUCAGAGACUGAUGUCAAACAUCACACCCAUAGAAUGACCCCACAGAUUGACCAAACAGAUUGACCCCAUAGAGUGACACCAUAGAAUGACCCCAUAGAAUGAACCCAUAGAAUGACCCUAUAGGGUAACGCCAUAGAAUGAUUCUAUAGGGUAACGCCAUAGAAUGAUUCGAUACAAUGACCUCAUAGAAUGAACUUGUAGAACAACCUCAAUCAUCCAGCUUUUGUCAUAUCAGAAACUUUCUGUAAUACAUUACACUGUGGAAAACUUAAAUUUGCUCAAGAAGAUGGAGAGAGAGAGAGAGAGAGAGAGAGAGAGAGAGAGAGAGAGAGAUAUACUAUUAAUCUAUUGGUGCUAUAUCAUUUACAGUGACUUGCUAAUGAAUGUAGAUUUUGAUUGGUUAUGCUGUUUGAUGGUUUAGAUUUAUUGUACUGUUGAUGAAUUUUAAGUAGACAUAUUGUUGAAAUUUGAUUGGCUCAACUGUUGAAAAUUUCUGAUUGGUUAUACUGUUGAUGAAUUCUGAUUAAAUAUACUGUUGAUGAAAUCUGAUUGGUUAUACUGUUGAUGAAAUCUGAUUAAUUAUACUGUUGAUCAAAUCUGAUUGGUUAUACUUAUGAUGAAUUUUAAUUGGUCAUACUGUUGAUGAAUUUUGAUUGGUUAUACUGUUGGUGAAUUCUGAUUGGUUAUACUGUUGAUGAAUUCUGAUUGGUUAUAUUGUUGAUGAAUUCUGAUUGGUUAUACUGUUGAUUCAAUCUGAUUGGUUAUACUGUUGAUAAAAUCUGAUUGGAUAUAACAUUGAUUUUAUGGUUAAUAUAUGUAUAAUUUGUAUUAUGUUAUCAAGUAAAUAGUUUAUUAUUUUUAUCCUGUUGAUUUUUAAUAUGAGAAAUAUUUUAAAGAUUUAAAAGUAUUGGGUUUUUUUUCACUGUUUUAUAUAUUCAUUUUUUUUUUACAAAUGUAUAACAAACAAGCUUAUUCAUACAAAGGUUUAGUGACCAUUACGCAACAGAACAACUUAUUUGUAAAUGUUCAGAUUAAAAGAUUGGUCCUCAUUUAUUUUAUGGAGAGAGUUCAAGUAGUGCAAUAAUUUAUCAUGAAGACUUAGAGGUUUGCUGAUAAAUGCUUUACAUCAGUGUUUGUUCAAUAAAUAUAUUGUGGCUAUACUAAUAAAUCGAUAGCAACUGAUUGUUUGUAUGUUUUUGUUUGUAUAUUUUAUGUAACCUCCUUUUUUUCAAAUAACGAUGAAUGAAAUUGCUAUUUUAUCUAGACAGUUUAACUGUGGAAAAGUUUCCAUACUAAUGGUAUUUGCCCAUUGUAGAAAGUCAACAAAACAAAUAACUGGCUUUUCAGAAAGCAAACUUGUUAAUAAACUCUGCACUGCAGUUGAA